ACUCAACCCUGCUGUGCACACAAACAUACUUACUUAUCCACACACACUGAGCUGCACAUACACAUACACAAACAUAUAGAUACACAUUCACUCACAGUAUGGAGGACAGUCUGCUGCUUGGUGUGGAGGGGAUCAAAAAAACCAUCCUGUAUGGAGGAACCAAUGAGAUUCCCAAAUUCAACACAGGAUCAAAGGUAACCUUCCACUUCCGGACCAUGCUGUGUAAUGAUGACCGAACGGUGCUAGAUGACAGUAAGAAGGUAGGCGUGCCCAUGGAAGUGGUGUUCGGAAAUAUGUUCAAGCUGGACGUGUGGGAGACCCUGCUCAAGUCCAUGCGUAUUGGAGAAGUGGCUGAGUUCUGGUGUGACAUCAUUCACACUGGCAUGUACCCCAUCGUGGCAAAGAGUCUACGACGCAUUGCAGAGGGCAAAGAUCCAGUGGACUGGCACAUCCACACCUGUGGCAUGGCAAACAUGUUCGCUUAUCACACACUGGGCUACGAUGACCUGGACGAGCUCCAAAAAGAACCUCAGCCUCUCAUAUUUGUGCUUGAACUGCUAAAGGUGCAGCAGCCGAGUGAGUAUGACAGGGAGUCAUGGGCUCUGAGUGAUGAGGAGAAGCUGAAGGCGGUGCCUGUGCUCCACGGCCAGGGCAACAAACUCUACAAACUGGGCCGCAUUGAGGAGGCCAUGAACAAGUACAAAGAGGGCCUCAUCUGUGUCAGGAAUGUUCAGUCAAAGGAGAAGGCCUGGGAAGCUCCAUGGUUGAAGCUGGAGAAGAUGGCCAACACUCUCACACUCAACUACUGCCAGUGUCUGCUGCGUUUAGAGGAGUACUACGAGGUCAUCGAGCACACCAGUGACAUCAUCAACCAACAUCCUGGGGCCAUCAAAGCCUUCUAUCUGCGGGGGAAAGCACACAUGGAGGUGUGGAACGAAGCAGAAGCCAAAGCUGACUUUGAGAGGGUGCUGGAUCUGGACCCGGGCAUGAAGAAAUCAGUCAGGAAGGAGCUAGCUGUCCUCAGCAUGCGUAUGGAGGAGAAGAGAGAGGAGGACAGACUGAGGUACAAGGGUAUGUUCACAGAUACAGCAGCAGGGCAAACAGCUCCAGCACAAACACCAGAAGAGAUGACCCCAGAACAAGAAACCCCAGAACAAGAAAUACCAGAGCAGAUAACUCCAGAAGAAGCAAUUCUAGAACAAGCACCUCCAGAACAAGAAAUGCCAGAGCUAACCCCAGAAGAAGCAAUUCUAGAACAAGCACCUCCAGAACAAGAAAUGCCAGAGCAAAUAACCCCAGAAGAAGCAAUUCUAGAACAAGCACCUCCAGAACAAGAAAUGCCAGAGCAGAUAAUUCCAGAGGAUACAAUUCUAGAACAAGCACCUCCAGAACAAACAGCUACAGAACAAGCCUUUCUAGAACCAGAAUCUCCAGAACCAGCGACUCCAGCACAAACAACUGUAGAAGAAACAACACCAGAAGAAACGAUGCCAGAACCAGAGACGUUUAUGUGAUGCUGAAGAACCUUGAAGGCACAGAGAAAACAUGUCUGGCAAAGGAAACAAAGACCCAUUUGCCAAAAUGUUACCUUUGCAUAGUUUAUCAGCAUUAGGAUUUACCAAUGAGACUGCUUAACCUUUUAAAUAGCCAGGGCCCACCAGUGGGCCCGA
Molecule: messenger RNA, 1670 nt
Organism: Colossoma macropomum (tambaqui)
Lineage: Eukaryota; Metazoa; Chordata; Actinopteri; Characiformes; Serrasalmidae
Gene: aipl1
Product: aryl hydrocarbon receptor interacting protein-like 1
Molecular function (GO): peptidyl-prolyl cis-trans isomerase activity; protein binding
Source: RefSeq, a predicted model, not a curated record